Molecule: messenger RNA, 788 nt
Organism: Lates calcarifer (barramundi perch)
Lineage: Eukaryota; Metazoa; Chordata; Actinopteri; Centropomidae
Exons: 3
Coding region: 163-438 (91 amino acids)
Cellular component (GO): perinuclear region of cytoplasm
Molecular function (GO): transition metal ion binding; calcium ion binding
Source: RefSeq, a predicted model, not a curated record
GAAAAAAAAAAAAAAAAAAGCUGGCUGGAGUGAGAAGUUAAAUCACGGAAAAGAUAUGUGUUGUUGGUUAAUCCAGCCCAAGAGUGAAGAGGAGGAUCUCUGAGAGAGAAAGAGAGCAGUUGCUGAAUUAGUUUCUUGCCUUUUGUUCCCUGUCCUAACGAUAUGGAGUCAGCCAUUCAGACGGUGGUGAAGACAUUUCUCUCUUCCACCAGGGGGAAAGAGAACCUAGAUGGGAAAGCCUUCAAGAAACUGAUACAGAAUCAGCUCGGCAACAUCAUGGAUGACACAAAUAGCUCCUCUGCCAUAAAGGAGAUGCAGCAGGGACUGGAUGAGAACAGCGAUGGAAAGGUCAGCUUCCAGGAAUAUCUCACUCUGAUUGGCUACUUGGCCAACUCCCUCAGUCAGAGCAAGACCGGAUCCAACGCAGAUGCAUCGUAGAUGUCUGUGAAGCUGCAGUGUUGGGUGGAUCAAAUUAACACCUUUUUUUUUUUUUUUUUGCACCCUUUAAGUAUCUUUUCUAAUUUCCAAAUGUUCCAACAAUCAUGUAUUAAUUUUUCAUGACAGUACAUAGUCAUUUUCAUUCACCUAAUCCAGCAGUUGCAUAAUCCCCUGAACUACACUUUAAUGUCUGUCCAGAUCAAUCUGUUUAUUUUUUUUCCAGUCACAUCAUUACUGAUCUCCUCUGUCAAGGACACAUUGAAGGACCCUGAGCUGGGCGUGUCUUUUUUAUACCAAUCAUACAAAGGAUACUUACUAUAUUUUAAAAAAAUAAAUGCUUUAUAAUAAAA